Anopheles stephensi (Asian malaria mosquito) is the source of this 2301-nucleotide messenger RNA. RefSeq names its product phosphoglucomutase (gene Pgm1). Lineage: Eukaryota; Metazoa; Arthropoda; Insecta; Diptera; Culicidae. Gene Ontology annotation, cellular component: cytosol. The record is from RefSeq and is a predicted model, not a curated record. Gene Ontology annotation, molecular function: magnesium ion binding; phosphoglucomutase activity. Bases 412 to 2097 code for a protein of 561 amino acids. Gene Ontology annotation, biological process: carbohydrate metabolic process. The transcript is spliced from 2 exons.
UUUUGCUUGAACAAUAUUUCGUAUUCUUUCCAUUUACAACGAUUUUCUUGUAAAUUCGUUCUAUCACCUCGGAUUACAGUUUAGCAAACGAACCCUUCCACCAACACCUAUCUACCGACCUUGGCACGGCGUUUGUUAUCAUCUCGUCAAGAACAAACGCAAAGUUGAUAAACUGUCUUCUUACGACCUUGACUGAAGGUGAUUUCAAAUAGAAAGGAGUUUUUCGGAUCUCAGAAGCGGCCGUGCUUUCCUGCUUAUCUCCUGAACACAACUGGACGGAACGGGUCUUGAGUACUGCCACUUCAUACAGUCGGUUUAUUAGCUCGGAACCUCGCGGGUCGACUUUACAGCGUGAAGCAUUCGAAACAGAUUUACAGUGCAGCGGCAGUCUUCAGAUCAAUCGGCAUCAACAUGAGCGUUAAGAUCGAAACUGUGGCAACCACCCCGUUCGAGGGUCAAAAGCCUGGCACCAGUGGUCUACGGAAGAAGGUAAAAGUGUUCACCCAGAAGAACUACACCGAAAACUUUGUCCAAUGCAUCCUGGACGCAAACGGUCCAGCCCUGGCCGGUUCCACGCUCGUGCUCGGCGGUGACGGUCGUUACUUCUGCAAGGAAGCCUCCGAGCUGAUCGUACGUCUCUGUGCCGCCAACGGUGUGCGCAAGAUUCUGCUCGGCCAAAACGGUAUCCUUUCCACGCCCGCCGUAUCGAGCUUGAUCCGCCGGCACAAGGCACUGGGUGGCAUUGUGCUGACCGCUUCACACAACCCGGGCGGUCCGGAGAAUGAUUUCGGCAUCAAGUUUAACUGCGAAAACGGUGGACCGGCGCCGGACGCUUUCACGAACAAAAUCUAUGCCCUGUCGGGUGAAAUUAAGCAGUACAAAAUAGCGCCCGUCACGGUCGAUGUCGGUAAGGUGGGCGUGACGAAUGCUGAGGUGGACGGAAAACCGUUCACGGUCGAGGUGAUUGACUCCGUGUCGGACUACGUGCUGCUGAUGAAGGAAAUCUUUGACUUUGAGCAGUUGAGCGGCUUUGUGAGUGGCAAAUCACGGCCCGGUGGUGCACCGCUCAAGAUGCGUAUCGAUUCGAUGAACGGUGUAACGGGCAGCUACGUGAACGAGAUCUUCGUUAACUGUCUGGGUGCGUCGAAGGAUGGUGUCGUCCACACGACCCCGCUGCCCGACUUUGGUGGACUGCAUCCAGAUCCUAAUUUGACGUACGCGAAGGAUCUGGUCGAUACGGUACGGGCGGGCGAUUACGACAUUGGUGCGGCGUUCGAUGGUGACGGUGAUCGUAACAUGAUCAUCGGUCGCAAAGCGUUCUUCGUAACACCGAGCGAUUCGUUGGCCGUGAUCGCGCACUACCUGGAGUGCAUUCCGUACUUCAAGCGUAAUGGUGUGCAGGGCCUGGCCCGCAGCAUGCCGACCGCUUCCGCCGUUGACCGUGUGGCGGAAGCACUGGGCAAGGAGAUGUUUGAGGUGCCGACCGGCUGGAAGUACUUUGGCAAUCUGAUGGAUGCUGGCCGUUUGUGUCUGUGCGGUGAGGAAAGCUUCGGCACCGGAUCCAAUCAUAUCCGCGAGAAGGAUGGUGUGUGGGCCGUGCUCGCCUGGCUGUCGAUUAUGUCCCACACGGGCAAGAGUAUUGAGGAUAUUUGUGUGGAGCACUGGAAGCGUUAUGGGCGCAACUAUUUCACACGCUACGAUUACGAAGAGUGUUAUUUGGCACCGUGCAACGAGAUGAUGGAAACGCUCGAGAAAACCAUCACCGAUCCGGCCUUUGUCGGUAAGGAGUUGAGCGCCGGUGGCAAGACGUACAAGGUGAAGCUGGGCGAUAACUUUAGCUACAACGAUCCGAUCGAUAAGUCGGUGUCGACCAAGCAAGGACUACGGAUUGUGUUCACCGACGGUAGCCGUAUCGUGAUGCGGCUCAGCGGCACGGGCAGUUCCGGUGCUACGGUGCGGCUGUACAUUGACUCGUACGAGAAGGAGAACGUGCUGGGAAGCGCGUCGGAAAUGCUGAAACCCUUGAUUGAUAUUGCACUGGAGGUUUCCAAACUGCCCAGCUUCACCGGUCGCAAUGCACCGACCGUUAUUACGUAAAUAUUAGUCUUUGAACGGUGCAAUAAUACAGCUCAAAAGAUCGUCAGUCACUAUAGUGGUGUGUGCAUUUUUCAGUUGAAAUUCCCUCCCAGCAUGCGGAAUGGGGAUUGUCUCGUUACAACAGCUAUUGUGUUUUUCUUUUUGUUAUGGAAUAGAUUUUUAGGAACGUCAUGUGCAAAUAAAGUUGAUUUUGUUUUACAGUAA